Egretta garzetta (little egret) is the source of this 1662-nucleotide messenger RNA. It is a transcript of the gene PECR, whose product is annotated as peroxisomal trans-2-enoyl-CoA reductase. The transcript is spliced from 8 exons. Lineage: Eukaryota; Metazoa; Chordata; Aves; Pelecaniformes; Ardeidae. Gene Ontology annotation, molecular function: trans-2-enoyl-CoA reductase (NADPH) activity. Gene Ontology annotation, biological process: phytol metabolic process. Gene Ontology annotation, cellular component: peroxisome. Bases 1 to 879 code for a protein of 292 amino acids. The record is from RefSeq and is a predicted model, not a curated record.
AUGACGGGAGUACUGAAUUUAAAGAAUCAGGAGACCUCAGAGACUAAGAUCUUCACAUGUGUUGUUUUUAGAUGGCCACUGAUUGAAGGUUGCAAUGUUGUUAUUGCCUCUCGUAAAUUUGACCGAUUAAAAGCUGCUGCAGAAGAACUGAAUAAUACAUUUUCUUCCAUGAGUCCUGCCAAAGUGACUCCAAUACAGUGCAAUAUCCGUAAAGAAGAUGAGGUAGAAGCUUUGGUGAAGUCUACGCUGAGUCUGCAUGGGAAGAUUGACUUCCUGGUGAAUAAUGGAGGGGGCCAAUUCUUAAGUUUUUCUAAAUCCAUCUCUGCAAAAGGCUGGAAUGCUGUGAUAGACACAAAUCUGACAGGGACGUUCUACUGCUGCAAAGCAGUGUACAAUGCCUGGAUGCACGAACAUGGAGGAGUCAUUGUCAACAUUACUGCUGCCGUGAGAAAUGGGGUUCCUGGAAUAUCGCAUUCAGCAGCUGCAAGAGCUGCAGUGCAUAACCUCACCAAGACGUUAGCUUUAGAAUGGGCCCACAGCGGAGUUAGAAUCAACAGCAUUGCUCCUGGAAUGGUGUUUUCAGAAACUGCUGUUGCAAACUAUGGAGAAUCAGGUAUAAAGAUGUGGUUAAAGACCAUACCAGCGGUUCCUGCCAAGAGGUCAGCGGUUCCUGAGGAGAUCUCGCCUGUAGUGUGUUUCCUGCUGUCUCCAGCUGCUUCUUACAUAACUGGGAUAACCAUGGCCGUGGAUGGUGGCCUAAGUUUAAAUGGCCGUAUCCUGGAUCUACCUGAUCACGACAGAUGGCCCUCACUUCCAGAAGGAAAAAAUUCUGAAAUGUUUAAAAAGCUUAUUGCUGGCACGUUCAAGCCAAGCCUGUAAAAGAAUGAGAUUUCACCUUAUUCCCAAUUGCACACUUGCUGAUAAUCUUGCUCUGUGAUUUGGGCGUAUUAUUCUCAGCAAUAUAAUUUUUUUGCUUAUAUGUAACUACACUGAGUGCCUUGAUUUUCACUGGUUUAUAUUUAAAACUGGAAAGGCUGUACAUAGUAAAUUCCUUCUCUGAAAGCAAUCACUGCCCUGAGAACAUUCAGUCUCUUGGAAAGGGAAGGUAUAAAAGACAAAUUUGCCAUUUACACAGGCAUUAACUAAUAAAGAAUGUCAGUCAGAAGUGAAUAAAAAAAUACUCAUUUUGAAGUGAAGGGGGCAGAGAGGGAAUGUUUUGGAAUCCUAUUCUGGAUGAAUUUGCAGAGAAGGUAAUCUAAAUCUCUGUUACCAUUAGUUGCAUCAGUAACCCUCGAGGUAGCUGUUAGCUCUACACUAUUUCUACUCAGCCACACACUGAGUGUUCAACAAUGAUUUUAAAGACUAAGUAGUGUAGGUAUUUCUCUGAAAAGAAUUUAAAAUAAGGCAGGAUACUGUUACUAAUGUUUCAGGCUAACAUGGCGUAUCAUAUUGGGAAUGUUUUGAAUUGUUUGUAGAUAUGACAUAACGGAGUUAAGCUGGCUGCAACUUAAAUUUUAUAAUAGAAGAAUAAUCAGAUAAUAAACUUAAGCUUUAACAUACAGUGAUGGAAAAAAGUAUAGAUUCAACAAUUUACCAUGGAAAAUCUUGAAGCAAAAGCUGUGGUAUAUAUUGCAGUGCUUUCUGCAGUAUGCUGUACUGUUA